Molecule: messenger RNA, 1902 nt
Organism: Capronia coronata CBS 617.96
Lineage: Eukaryota; Fungi; Ascomycota; Eurotiomycetes; Chaetothyriales; Herpotrichiellaceae
Exons: 1
Coding region: 1-1902 (633 amino acids)
Source: RefSeq, a predicted model, not a curated record
AUGCCGCCUCGGCACUUUUCCAGGUAUAUCUUUGUUGGCGCAGUCUUCUUGGUCGGCAUCGUCAUCUUUUCCGCCACUUCACAGACAGCCUCCGGCGUCGUCAGUGAUCAGUUGGCCUAUGCGGAUAAUCUUCGAGGGUCAAUCCCCAAGCUCAAUGUCCCGGGGUUUCGCUUCUCAUUCCAGAGCUCAGUGCACAAACCCCCCGAGCAGAAGAACAGCACGCACGGCGAUAGCUCGUGGUACAGCGACUGGAAAUGGCUGAAUCCAUUUUCAUCCUCUGUGACGCUCGAUGAGGACCGUGUCGUCCUUCCGCCCCUCGCCCAACGGCCUCCUGUGUACACAUUUUACGACACAACCAUCAAAAGAGAUGAGAAUACCAAGAAGGUGGACAAAGAACUACUGUUGACAUGGCGUCGGGCCUGGUGGGCGCAUGGUUUCCGGCCGAUCAUCCUCACCGAGGCAGAGGCCAUGAGCCAUCCAUUGUACCAAACUCUCCAACAGAAAGGCAUGCCCACGGCUCUGGAACAAGAUUUUAGACAAUGGCUGGCAUGGGCCCACAUGGGGACAGGAUUGCUCUCCAGUUGGUACUGUCUGCCCAUGGCUGCAUACGAUGAUCUUCUGCUGGCCCAUCUCCGGCGAGGGCAGUACCCAAAUCUGAUCAAAUUUGAAGGCUUGGGGUCGGGUCUGUUCGCAGGGGAGCAAAUCCAGAUUAACGACGCCAUCAAGUCGGCACUGGACAGCGUCAAGUUGAGCACUUUCACAACGGUGGUCGAAGCUAUAGAUUCGGAACGCUUCAAGGUUGAACAGCCAACAUCGAUUGCACACUACGAUUCGCAGACCAUAACCUCCAAAUAUCCCAUCCUAGCAGAACUAAUCGUCCAGGAUCCUCUCAAGGGUCGACUUUCUCUCAAUCAACUGAUAAUCGCCCAUCUGCACACCAUCUGGCAGAACAGUUUCAGCACCGGCAUCGCCGUCUUGCAACCGCUCGCUGCCCACACCUUCUCCUUGGUGAAACCUGCAAAGGAUCUGGCCCGUCUUCUUGCCGAGUGUCCAAGCUCGAUUCUACAGUCAUCUUGUCCGCCGAACCGGCCCAGAUGCAGUCCCUGUGUCGGCACCAAGUUGAGGAUCAACACUGCCCCUUCAUUCCGCAACACUUCUUCCUUGUUCACCAUCGGGGUCGUCCCCCAUCCCUACACUAUGAUCACGCUCGCCAACCGCUCAGAUUCGAUUACGGUCGCCCAUAUACGACGUCACACCGAACGCGAUCCUUGGAUUACCGCCGUCACCCGAGAUCUCCUAGGCGAUGCACGAGGAGGUCCUAGUCGAGUGGUGGCAUUGAAAGACGCCGUGGCGUCAGAAUAUGGUAGCACCCGGUCGCUAUGGUUCACGACCGAGCACUUCCCUGCAUCUUUUUGGCCACCUCCGCCUCCACCAAAGUCGCCGACCAACGACCCUCAUCCGGUCGAGGAGAAAGUCUCGCCAUUCCCUGAAGACUGGCUUGAGAACCUUGAUUGGCACUUUGGAUUUCCGGUUCCUAGGACAGGGAUCUCUCAUGGCGAGUCUCUGCCUCCGGUACCCGGACCUGAGCGUUGGGCCAAAUCUCCUGCUGGUCUUCCAGCCGAGCGUAAGAAGAGCUCCGAUCCGGACCCACCCUCAGAAGAGCAGGCGGCAGUCGAGGUGGAGCUUCUGCGCAAGGCUAGGGAGACCAUUAAUAGCAAAGACCCGGCUGUGGUCAAGAUCCGCAGUGUGGCAGAGGCAUGGAACUUGGCCGACACAGAAGCAUGGAAAUUCGUGAAGAGCUUCCGUGCCCGGCAAGUCGUGGAAAGACUGCAGUUUGAGGAAGAAGAAUCGGCAUAUGAAGCUGGAGGCAGUGUGAGAGGCAAAUCUCGAUGGUGGGGAUAA